This is a messenger RNA of Dioszegia hungarica, 588 nucleotides long. RefSeq names its product acyl-CoA N-acyltransferase. The record is from RefSeq and is a predicted model, not a curated record. Gene Ontology annotation, molecular function: acyltransferase activity, transferring groups other than amino-acyl groups. The coding region runs from base 1 to 588 and encodes 195 amino acids. The transcript is spliced from 5 exons. NCBI's taxonomy places the organism in Eukaryota, Fungi, Basidiomycota, Tremellomycetes, Tremellales, Bulleribasidiaceae.
AUGAGCGGAUCAGCAGAAAAGCCACAGCGACCGCCCUUCAUCAUCGAGGUAGCCUCGACAGAGGAGAAGGUGCAGGCGUGCUUUGAUGUCCGCGUAGAGAUCUUUGUGGUUGAACAGGGCUUUGAUGUCGAUAGCGAGCUAGACGAAUAUGAACCAAUCUCCUCCUCCCUCCUCCUGUCCGUCACGCAGCCCUCCCCACCGCCCGAGUCCACUUCAUCCCUCAGCCCCACGUCGCUCGACCCAGAAGCCCCACCGUCCAAGAAACCAAUAGGCACCGUCCGGUUCACACCAUCCAUCGGGAAGAUCUCCCGCCUGGCCAUCCUCAAAGACUACAGGCAAUACGGAUUCGGCAAGGAGCUUAUGCUCGCUGUAGAGCAGCACGCGAGGGAGCACAAGGCUGAGGAUCUAGCGGGAGCAACGAGGGACGCGGAAGAGGGAGAGGGGAAGGUGUAUAGGCUGAAGCUGCACUCGCAGAUGCCAGUGGUGCCUUUCUAUGCCAAGUUGGGGUUCAGGAAGGAGGGACCAGAGUUUGACGAGGAGGGAGCACCACAUCAGAAGAUGAUCAAGGAUAUCAAGAUUGCAAGCUAG